Schistosoma rodhaini is the source of this 5097-nucleotide messenger RNA. The record is from the annotation of a GenBank genome assembly. NCBI's taxonomy places the organism in Eukaryota, Metazoa, Platyhelminthes, Trematoda, Strigeidida, Schistosomatidae.
AUGGUCGGUUUCAAAAUAGCGAAUAACAAGAGUGUGGCUGUAAUAAAAAUGGAUGAAACUCAAGUGGGGACGUUCCCUUCAAAAUCUAAGCAACACAACGAUAAUUUAACAUCAACAGUUCUUACCCACAGAAUACAAGCUAAUUUGAAUGUACUCAAAUGCAAAUUGGGCCUUGAUUUAGUUAACAAAAGUAGAUUGUAUCAGGACAAAAAAGAUGAUUUCGCUUUUAACGAAUCAAAACCGUUUGUACUCAAGUUUAUUGAGCAGAAAAAUAAAUUAUUCAGAAGUCAAGUAAACCUUGAAAAAAUCAAUGAUGCUCAUAUCAAUACAAUGUCACAGGACGGAAAUUCCUCUAUAGAGAAAAGAAGAUCAUUGCCGAAAUUGAAGCAUACUGACCAUUCAUUAGCAAUAAUCCCUAAAACUGGAACAGUGAACAAACUCGCUACUGAUUAUCAAGUUAAACAACAAUAUCCCAAUAAAAUGACAUAUGAACCUUCUAAUGAAUGUAAUAGUGCAAAUCAAAUACACCUUCUAUUCAAUAAUCAUAAUGAUAUUCAUGAUCAAUUGAAGAUUAUAUCUUACUUUAAGGGUAAACAACUGAAAUAUCAAGCCAAUUAUCCAAAUACAAAUAGUAACUUAUUAAAGGUAGAUAAAACAAAGAAACUACCAAACCUAAUUAAACUGAAUCCAAUAGAAGAAAUUGUUGUCAGCGAUUAUCAAGAUGGAGACUUUACAACUACUGGAAUUCUAGGACAAAAUAAAUUUGAUUAUAGCUUGAUUAAGAAUACAACAAAUAAAAAUACUAUGAAAAGGAAAGAUUCAACAAAUUCUAUUUCAGAGAAGGUACCAUUUUUAUGUUCGAAUACAACAAAGAAAUGUUGUACAUAUGGAAUACGUGAACCAAUUGAACCAUGGUUUCCAUUAGAUUCAUUAUUUAUAGAAAGUAAUAAGAUGAACCAAAAUGUCACUUCAUAUUUACGCUUGAAUAGGUCAAAAAGUUGUGAUACUAAAUAUGUUAACAAUUCUAAAUUACCAUUCAAAUCUGAAUCCAAUUUAUAUCAUAGUUCACCAAAUUUAAUGAAUCAAUCAUUUGGUGAUUUGGUUAUAAAUCAAAAUUUCUCAAGUCUAUUAAAUGAAUUAACCCAACAAAGGAAGUUAAUAUUAGAUAUGGAAGAUCAGACUGCUAGUAAUCUUGAAGAAAGGAUAUCGCCAGGAUAUUGUACUCCCAGCGGAAAGAAUAAAGUCUUAACAAUGAUCCAUUCGAAUAAUGACGGUCUUGUUCAUCCUUCUAAUCAUGUGAAUGAUUUGGAAAUAAGUUACCAUACCGAAUCAGUGAAUAGGGUUGGUAACCAUGGCAACAAAAUCGAUCAAUAUUUAAAUAAUCAACCUAUAUCGAUUAAACAAUUCAUUCAUUUAAAUUCAUCUGAUCUAUUAUUAUUAUUAUCAUCAUCAUCAUCAAAAAUCAAUAAUGAUAAGAAUUAUUUACAAAUUGAUUGGAAUAAAAUAAUACAAAAAUUACCUAAAAAUAUUGAAUCAAUAUUAAAAUAUUUUGGAUCAACUAAACAAGAUCAAUUCAUGAAUAUUAAGUUAGUUACAAAUGAAAUAGAAAACCUUACACAAGAAAUCAACAAAAAUUCAUCUACGAGAUUAGGUUUCGAUUUAUGUCGACGAGGUGCUUUAUAUAGAAAGAUUGGAAGAUUACAAGAUGCAAAAGCUGAUCUUCUUAGAUCUAUUCAACUUGAAUCAAAAUUAUCAUCUGCCCAUUGGAAUAUACAUUUUAUAUACUUACUUGAAGGUAAAACAAAAGAAGCAUUAUAUCAUUUAGAACAAUGUAUGAAAUAUGCUAAUAUAAUUGAACCAAUACAAAAUACUACUUAUAAUCAUAAUAUAAGUAGUAGUACUACUACUAUUAAUACUACUGAUAGCAGUAAAACUAUAAGUAGUAUACAAAGUUUCAAUACAAAUUUCAACCAGCUUUAUUAUAAUAUACUCAAUUCAAAAGCCCUUAUUUAUUCUAUAUUGAAUGAUUCUACAAUGGAAAUGGAGACAUGGACCAAACUGAUUCAUUAUAAUCCAACAUAUGAAUUAGCUUAUGAGAAAAGAGCUAAUCUUUAUCUUAAGUUAAAAAUGUAUCAACAAGCAUAUACUGAUUUUAUGAAAAUCCUCUAUUUAAAUCCUAAAUCAUUCAAUGCACAAUUUCAAUGUGGUUUAUAUAAAUUCCAUAUGAACGACUGGAGAAAAGCUAUCACUUAUUUUCAAAUGGUUCUUGUACAUAAGCCAUCACAUUAUGAAGCAAGAUAUUAUCUAGCUAGAUGUUUAAUAAAAUUGUCUAAUUAUAAUAAAGCUUUAGCUGAAUUAACAGCUAGUCUUUAUUAUCAACCAAUCUAUUAUAAAGCUUUAUUUACACGUGGUUGCCUUUUAACUAAAGCUUGUCCAUUACAAUCAUUACGUGAUUUAACAUUAUGUAUAUAUAUUGGUAAUAAAAAAUAUCAAACUAUGGCUUUAAUUCAACGUGGAUUAAUCUUAUAUCAAUUAAAAAAAUAUAAAAUGGCGCUAAAUGAUUUUCAAACAGUUUUAACUUAUAAUGUAGAUCAUCUAUAUACGGAUAUUUAUCGUUUAAUAGGAUUAACAUAUAUCCAAUUGAAUCAACCAAAUAGAGCUAUUGAAGUAUAUACAGAAGGCAUAAAUAAACAAAUAAUACCAAAUAUAAACAUUUUAUUAUGUAGAUCAGAAGCUUAUUAUCAAUUAAAUCAAUUUAACAAGGCAAUAUUCGAUUUACAACGUGUCAUACAUUUAAGUCCACAUUUAGAAAAUCAUUAUUUAUUAUUUGCAAAUUAUUUGCAUAAAUUGGCAAAUACUCAAUUGGUUCAACGUUCUAUACAACAAUAUUUAAGUUUAGCUGAAAGUGAUAAGCAUAAACAAGUUGAACAAAUGGCAUUAGCAUAUUAUUAUUUGAAUAGAUAUAAAGAGGCUGAAAUAGUUUUAUUGGAAGAUUUAAAACAUCAACCUGUAUUCAAUAAGACUUUAUUACUUGGUCUUAUAUUAGAUAAACAAAAUAAAACAAAAGAUUCCAUUGAAUUAUUAAUAAAUAGUAUAAAUCAAUUACGUUGUACAAAAUCUGAGAAAGCAGAAAUCUAUAAUCAUCUUGGUCAAUAUUAUAUGAAAAUAGGAAAUUAUUUAUCAGCUAUUCAUGCUUUUACAACUUUCAUUCAAUCUAAUCCUCAUAGACCGCAUGUUUACUUAUAUCGUGCACAAUCUGCUUGCCGAUUAAUAGCUUUACAACAUCAAGGAGAAACUAUCUUACCAGACAAUUUCAAUGAUAAUGUACUAGACGAUAUAAGUCAAGCAUUAGUAUUGAUCCAUUCGAACAAGUCAUCGGUUAAUCCAAUCCAUUUCAAUGGACCUAUUAAAUAUGUUAAUAUCAUUGAUCAAUGUUUAUUGACAAGAAUUAUAUACUUUGGUAUAAAUCAACGUUAUACAAAAGCUAUCCUAAAUUGUAAUGAAAUUAUUCAUAGAAGACCAGAAUGGACAAGAAUAUGGAUUUAUCGUGGUGUAUUUAAAUAUUUAUUAAAAACUUAUGAUUUCUGUGAAGCUGAUUUGAAUAUAGCUAUAGAAAAAGAUCAAAGAUCAUCUUUAGCUUAUUAUCAUCGUGGUUUAUGUCAUCAAAUAUAUAAUAAAUGGGAUGAAGCAAUUGAAGAUUAUCAUUAUGCUAUUCAAUAUGGUACUUUAUAUGGAUCCAUUCAACUUUAUAGUUUCAUUAAUAGAUCUAUUAUCUAUAUAGAAAAGUAUCAAGAUUAUCAUAAAGCUAUAAAUGAUCUAUAUCAAGCUAAAAUGAUUAUGGAUAAAUUAAUGGGUUGUACCUAUGAUCAUGAUAAUAAUAGUGAGACAACUAAAAUGAUCUCAGAAUUAUUGUUUAAACUAAUGUAUACCAUUGGUAUUUGCCAUCAAAGACUUGACAUGUAUACUGAAGCAGAACAGAUAUUACAUCAAUUAACCAUUCAACAACCAGAUUUUCUAAAAGGACAUAUUGCCUAUGCUAAUUGUUUAAUGGAUUAUGAAGGAUAUAAUAUAAAAAUGGGUAUAAAUCAUUCAAUGAAUCUUUGGAAUCAAGCAUUAAGUGUCUAUGAAUUUGCUUUAAAAAUGGAUGAAUUAAACUUGGAAGCUAGUAUUGGUUUAUCAAUGUGUUUGCAGGUUUUAGGACGUUUAAAUGAUGCAUUAAAACAAAUUACACAUACUUUAAAUAUAUAUUAUGAUUAUCAAGAAUCUAAUUCUAAUGAAUUCAUUGAUAAGAAGCAAAACCCGUCAUCUAAUAAUCAGAAUAGAAUACUAGCUGAUGCUUAUGAUUGUAGAGCUAUUAUAUAUUUACAACUUGGAAGACCACAAUGUGCUAUUGAUGAUCUUACAGUGGCAAUUCGUUUAAAUCAUUAUUCUGCAAAAUAUCUUGUCAAUCGUGGUGUUGCAUAUUUUCGUAAUCAUCAAUUGAUGCCUGCUAUGAUUGAUUUCAAAAAUGCAAUACAACUUGAUUCAACAAAUCAUUUAGCUUAUUAUCAUCAAUCAUUAAUUUAUUUACAUCAUGGACAAAUUGAACAAUCUGAAACUAUAAUUAAUAUACUACUUAAUUAUAAUAACCAAUCAAUAUGUUUAGAUCCAAGUUCAUGGUUAUUACGAUCCAUUAUUAGAUUGAUCAAAUAUCAAUCAAAGAAUAGUGAUCGUCAUCAUCAUCAUCAUAAUGAUGAUGAUGGUGAUCAAUUAUUAAAAGAAGCCUUGAAUGAUAUCCGUCAAGCUGAACAACUUAUCUUACCUAAAUUAAAUGAUCAAUUGACAUGUUGGCCACAUUUACAUUAUACUAAAGGACAAAUUUUAUAUCAAUUAAAGAAAUAUAAAGAAGCUGAAGAAGAAUUUACAAAAGCUCUCAGUUUGUUACCAUCCAAUAAGUAUUUCUAUGAAAUACGUUGUAAAUGUCGUGAAGAAAUGUAUCGUACCGGUCUGAGUAACUCAUAUGAAAAUGUAUUAACAGAUUAUCGUUUAUCACUUUUGGCUAAUGAUUGUACUAUCUAAUAACUUCUAAUUGAUACAAUUAUAUAUACUUAUAUGAUA